AGCCGGGUCGCCAGCGCUCGGGUCCGCCUCUGACUGCGGCGCGGCGGGGCGAUGUGUGAUUACCAUGGCGAGGAGUCUCUGUCCGGGGGCCUGGCUAAGGAAACCCUAUUACCUCCAGGCUCGCUUCUCAUAUGUGCGAAUGAAAUAUCUUUUCUUUUCCUGGUUGGUGGUUUUUGUUGGAAGCUGGAUUAUAUAUGUGCAAUACUCUACCUAUACAGAACUAUGCAGAGGAAAGGACUGUAAGAAAAUAAUAUGUGACAAGUACAAGACUGGAAUUAUUGAUGGGCCCGCAUGUAGUAGCCUUUGUGUUACAGAAACUCUUUACUUUGGAAAAUGCUUAUCCACCAAGCCCAACAAUCAGAUGUAUUUAGGGAUUUGGGAUAAUCUACCAGGUGUUGUGAAAUGUCAAAUGGAACAAGCACUUCAUCUUGAUUUUGGAACUGAACUGGAACCAAGAAAAGAAAUAGUGCUAUUUGAUAAACCAACUAGGGGAACUACUGUACAGAAAUUCAAAGAAAUGGUCUACAGUCUCUUUAAAGCAAAGUUGGGUGACCAAGGAAACCUCUCUGAACUGGUUAACCUCGUCUUGACGGUGGCUGAUGGAGACAAAGAUGGCCAGGUUUCUUUGGGAGAAGCAAAGUCAGCAUGGGCGCUUCUUCAACUAAAUGAAUUUCUUCUCAUGGUGAUACUUCAAGACAAAGAACAUACCCCCAAAUUAAUGGGAUUCUGUGGUGAUCUCUAUGUGAUGGAAAGUGUUGAAUAUACCUCUCUUUAUGGAAUAAGCCUCCCAUGGGUCAUUGAACUUUUUAUUCCAUCUGGGUUCAGAAGAAGCAUGGAUCAGUUGUUCACACCAUCAUGGCCUAGAAAGGCUAAAAUAGCCAUAGGACUUCUAGAAUUUGUGGAAGAUGUUUUCCACGGCCCCUAUGGAAACUUCCUCAUGUGUGAUACUAGUGCCAAAAAUCUAGGAUAUAAUGAUAAGUAUGAUUUGAAAAUGGUCGACAUGAGAAAAAUUGUGCCAGAGACAAACCUCAAAGAACUUAUCAAGGAUCGUCACUGUGAGUCUGAUCUGGACUGUGUCUAUGGCACGGAUUGUCGAACUAGCUGUGAUCAGAGUACAAUGAGGUGUACUUCAGAAGUGAUACAACCAAACUUGGCAAAAGCCUGUCAGUUACUCAAAGACUACCUACUGCGUGGUGCUCCAAGUGAAAUUCGUGAAGAAUUAGAAAAGCAGCUCUAUUCUUGCAUUGCUCUCAAAGUCACAGCAAAUCAAAUGGAGAUGGAACAUUCUUUGAUACUAAAUAACCUAAAAACAUUACUGUGGAAGAAAAUUUCCUACACAAAUGACUCUUAGUUCGCACAUUGUGACCAUUGUAGGAAACUUAUCACUUCUAAACAAAAAUUUUGAGCAUUUUUAAAAAUGGCUUCUGAUUCAAAUCCCUGCCAGUUACACAAAACUUUUCCCUGGUUCUAAGAAGCCAUCAUCUUAAAAAUACAUGUUGAUUGCUUAAGUAAUGGCAGGAGGUAUAAUAAAGAAUCAACAGGUCCAAAAAGAUUUCAUUCUUCCCCUUUUAGAAGCCCUGGUACACUUCCUAAUACAUUCACUGUGUAACUGUUUUGACUGACUUAAAAUAAUGCUGUGAAAAGCCUCAUUCCAUAAACAUCAACAGUGAGACUAUUUUAUAGAUUUAUGUUAGCCAAAAUACCAUUGCUGGAAACAUUGUUUGCAUUGAAGCUGCUGUUUAAAAAAAUUUAUACAUAAAUUUACUAAUGUCUUAGCAUGGUAAAGUUUGCACAUUAACAAAUUAAGACUGCAAAGCAGGUAAAUUAAAAUUACUCCUUUAUAAACA
This is a messenger RNA of Diceros bicornis minor, 1847 nucleotides long. RefSeq names its product divergent protein kinase domain 1A (gene DIPK1A). The record is from RefSeq and is a predicted model, not a curated record. The transcript is spliced from 5 exons. Lineage: Eukaryota; Metazoa; Chordata; Mammalia; Perissodactyla; Rhinocerotidae. The coding region runs from base 65 to 1351 and encodes 428 amino acids.